This is a messenger RNA of Cucurbitaria berberidis CBS 394.84, 906 nucleotides long. RefSeq names its product kinase-like protein. The transcript is spliced from 2 exons. NCBI's taxonomy places the organism in Eukaryota, Fungi, Ascomycota, Dothideomycetes, Pleosporales, Cucurbitariaceae. The record is from RefSeq and is a predicted model, not a curated record. Bases 1 to 906 code for a protein of 301 amino acids.
AUGCUUGCUACUUUGAUUCCCAAACUCUUCUUGCCGACUUAUACCUGGCCCCACCGUAUCCUUCGUCCGACCGCUCUAGUUUCCUCGAUGCCACCAACACCACCACUGACCCAUCGCGUUGUCCGUCGACUGGUCGGAUACUUCCACUCGCUUUUGCGUCAAUUCUCCGUGUACUAUUGCGCAUGGUGCGGUAUCGCAUACGACCACUGGAUCGUGCAGCUCCCCUUCGGACUAAUACUAAAAUGGUCCGAUGGCACGCGACUUGAGGAGGUCACCACUAUGAAGGUCGCACGAUCCGCCGGCUUUCCAAUACCAUUAGUGAUCUCCUACGGGGAGCACCCAAAUGUGCCCAACGCUCCCGUAUCAAUCCUCAUGACGCGAUUGCCGGGAAACCCCCUAGGGACCAUAUACGAACAGCUACACGAAGAAGAACGACAAAGCAUCUUUAAUGAGAUGCAGACAAUUCUCGGGGCAAUGCGUAGAUGGCGUCACCCUUGGGGAUCAGAGCGUAUAUGCUCCAUCGUGGGAACGACUAUCAGGAGCGUGCGUGUGCCAAAUCAUUCGUCGGAAUCAGACUUCAACGGGCAAUUGAUCUCCGCUGCUUCAGAUCACUCUUUUCCAUCGAGAGAUGCAUACGAGCAGAAGCUUGCCUGCGCUAGGAAGAUGCACUCCAUGCACCAUUCCAUUGUGUUCACACAUGGCGACUUGAAGCAUCACAAUAUCAUGAUCCACGAUGGCCACGUGUCAGGGUUCAUCGAUUGGGAGUAUACCACGGCUCUCGGAUUUUGCCCAAAGAACUUUUGGUGGCAUGGGUUUAUCUCGAGGCUGGGAGGGGCGCAGUACAUGGAUGAGAUGGAGUGUGAAAGAGCGCUUACCUCGCUAACGGCAGACUCUUAUUCUUGGUGA